This is a messenger RNA of Drosophila pseudoobscura, 1720 nucleotides long. RefSeq names its product thiamine transporter 1. Gene Ontology annotation, molecular function: vitamin transmembrane transporter activity. Lineage: Eukaryota; Metazoa; Arthropoda; Insecta; Diptera; Drosophilidae. The transcript is spliced from 4 exons. Gene Ontology annotation, cellular component: plasma membrane. Gene Ontology annotation, biological process: transmembrane transport; vitamin transport. The coding region runs from base 33 to 1454 and encodes 473 amino acids. The record is from RefSeq and is a predicted model, not a curated record.
ACGUUGCGCGCCACCGUUACACAAUUAUCACAAUGAAAGAGUGGCUGAAAAUUUCCUGCCUGCUAUGCAUCUUCGGAUGUGUGCGCGAGAUCCGACCCUCAGAGCCGUAUGUCACCGAAUAUCUAUUGGGUCCCUGGCGUAAUAUCACGGAGACUCAGCUCACACAUGAUGUCUAUCCCGUGGGUACAUAUGCGUACCUGGUGCAAUUGGUCUUUGUAUUCCUCAUAACCGACUUUCUGCGCUACAAGCCGCUCAUCAUCACAAUUGGAGCCACCGGUGUGAUCAUCUGGAGCAUGCUCAUCUGGACAACUAGUUUGUUGUCGCUGCAGAUCUUGGAGUUCUUCUAUGGGACCUACAUGGCAGCAGAGGUGGCCUACUUCACGUACAUCUAUGCCAAGGUGGAUAAAAAGUAUUAUCCUCGCGUUACAUCCCACACGAGAGCUGCCAUGUUUGUUGGAAAAUUGGUUUCCGGCAUUACCUCUCAACUGAUGAUCAAUCUGGAGCUGAUGAACUACAAAGAACUCAACUAUAUAACGCUGGCCAGUGAGUGGCAAGAUAUGCCUUUCCAAAAACAGAGACUUAUUCAACCUGUUCUUUUUUCAGCUCAAAUAAUGGCCAUGUUGUGGGCCUUUGGUCUCCCCAGAGUGGACAAGAGCCUGUACUUUCAUCGCGAAGAGUCGUACGACACUCCAGAAGCCAUAUCGGAUCAGUCCUCCUAUACGCAAACAGAGUUGCCGGGGGAUUCCAGCAUGGAGGUGUCCAGUCAGUCGCAGGCGGACAUUGCGAAGCAGCCCAGGGCCAUGCGUUUGCUGUGGAUUCACUUUCGCAGUGCAUAUACCAAUGGCCGCGUGAUCCAGUGGAGCCUGUGGUAUGCCAUCGGCCUGGCUGGCUACCUUCAGGUCACCUAUUACAUGCAGGUGCUGUGGAAGGUGAUCGAGCCGGAACCGUUGAUAGCCUGGAACGGAGCCGUCGAUGCAGUGCUAACCGCUUUGGCUGCACUGAGUGCCUUGGCCGCCGGUUACCUGCACACGGAUCGUCUGAAUCCGCGCACAAGUCUGCUUAUUCUGGCCUUCUUCUCUGCGUUGGAAGGAGGCUGCGUGCUGAUCUGCUGCUGGACACACAAUAUUUAUUGGUCGUAUGUGGGAUUCGUGUUGUUUGGUGGCCUCUAUGGCUUCACCAUCACAGUUUCCAGCGCUGAGGUGGCCCGGCAUCUGCAGGAGGAUAGCUUUGGUCUAGUUUUUGGCUUUAAUACGCUGAUCGCACUCAUUUUCCAGUCCCUGCUGACCAUGAUAUUUGUCACAGAGACGGGCUUUGAACUCGAUGCUGUGGGACAGUACACGGCCUAUGCUUUCUAUUUCAUUUGCGUGGGCGUUCUCUAUUUGAUAUCAGUCCUCGUGGAGUAUCUCUGGUUUCGCGCAGCAACCAGGGAGAAGCUGGAGAACACUUUGGAAUAGUUAUAGAUGCAUUUAGCAAAGUACUUAAAGUCACCUGUUGGUGUGCACAAAAAUAUAUGUAAUUAGAUUAAGUGAAGCGUGUUCCUAUAUGUUCUCGUUCCCGUUGAAAGUAUUCCCGCGAUUUCAGGGUUCGACAAUAAUGUGAUUGUAUUCCGAGAAAGAUCGAUUGGAAAAAGUUUAAUCAUUGUGUAGAUAUGUUCCAUUUAAAGAAAGCCCCAAUCUGUCUCAAGUGUCACGGAAUAAAGACCUGCUUUUAUAGACCAUCA